This is a messenger RNA of Aedes aegypti (yellow fever mosquito), 1372 nucleotides long. Its product is annotated as retinoid-inducible serine carboxypeptidase. The transcript is spliced from 4 exons. NCBI's taxonomy places the organism in Eukaryota, Metazoa, Arthropoda, Insecta, Diptera, Culicidae. Gene Ontology annotation, molecular function: serine-type carboxypeptidase activity. Gene Ontology annotation, biological process: proteolysis. Bases 354 to 1265 code for a protein of 303 amino acids. The record is from RefSeq and is a predicted model, not a curated record.
ACAGAUCCCGUGGAUUUUACUAGAUUCAUUCAUUAAAAAUUGGCGUGCUGCCACGCCGGGUAUCCAGCACGUGCUUUCAGAGCGUCGAACUUCCCGAUAAAUCAAAUCUCGAGUGACAUUUCAAAUAUGCAAAGCUACUGUUCUAAGUCGCGCAAAUGUAUCGAAGAUGCGAUUAAAGAGGCACUACCAAUAAUUAAUGAUACUCGCGUGUAGAUAGAGAUACUAACGUUUAGAAUUACGAUACUUGUUGACAUCGUUGAGAGUAGUAUAAAAGAAAUUAGUUAUCACGGGGGUGUGUUCAGUUAAUCUUCUAAGGCAUCACUGAAGAGUUCUAAUCAACGUGUUCCGCGACAAUGUUUAAAUGUUGCAUUUUAAUUCAUUGCAUUCUCCAAGUAACAACAGUACAUUAUCUUGGAUUUGGACCUAGUCGACAGGAUUGGGGAUUCGAAGAGGUACGACAUGGAGCUCAUAUGUUCUGGUGGUUGUUUUACGUCACUGAUUUGACCGUUGAUCAUUACUCUGAACGUCCGAUCGUUAUUUGGCUACAAGGUGGACCUGGAGGAUCCUCAACAGGCUACGGAAACUUCGAAGAAAUUGGACCCUUGGAUCUAGACUUGCAAGAAAGACCGCAUACAUGGGUCAAAUACUGCAACGUUUUGUUCAUCGAUAAUCCGGUUGGAACUGGUUUCAGCUAUGUGGAAGAUCCAUCACUGCUAUCAAGCAAUAACGAACAGAUUGCCCAGGAUUUGGUGACCCUGAUGAGGCAGUUCUAUAACAUUUUUCCAGAGUUCAAGAAGACUCCUUUGCACAUUUUCUCGGAAAGUUACGGUGGAAAAAUGGCUGUUCAAUUUGCAUACCUUCUUGAUCAAGCCGUUAGAGAUCAGUCAAUAGCUAGUGAUCUGCGAUCUGUGGCAUUGGGAGCACCAUGGAUCUCUCCGGAAGAUUCAAUUAUGUCCUGGAGCGAAUUUCUAUUAAACCUUGGGUUCGUGGAUACCAAAGGCUACGCAGUGAUUCAAAAAGCUGCACAAAAUAUUCAAAAUUUGAUUCAUACCAAUGAAACCAAAAAAGCGACUGAAAUUUGGAAAAGUAUGCAACACAUAGUGACGAAAGAGGCGAUUGGAAUCGAUUGCUACAAUGUAUUGACCCCUCAAAAAUUCACCAGCGCAUCGGUUACCAAAGACGACGACGAUGAAAUUUUACAAUUUGGUGAUGAUGAUCAUCAAGUAGCACAUGGUACCGAAAGAUCGCACAAAUUAGAUCAAUAAUUGAUGCGUGGCCCUGUAGCUACUGCAUUGGGCAUUCCAAGCCACGUGCAAUGGGGCUCUCAAAAGGAUAUGGUUUUCGAAGCACUAAAUGAGGAUUUUAUGAAACC